Messenger RNA from Lachancea lanzarotensis, 2847 nucleotides. RefSeq names its product LALA0S01e01970g1_1 (gene PRM10). NCBI's taxonomy places the organism in Eukaryota, Fungi, Ascomycota, Saccharomycetes, Saccharomycetales, Saccharomycetaceae. The record is from RefSeq and is a predicted model, not a curated record. Gene Ontology annotation, biological process: transmembrane transport. The transcript has a single exon. Gene Ontology annotation, molecular function: transmembrane transporter activity. Bases 1 to 2847 code for a protein of 948 amino acids.
AUGUCCGAUCAACGUCCAAGACCAGGAGCGAGAAAAUCUUCAAGCGAACGGUUCCAAUUUUUGAAACCCCGCUCUUCGUCCCGCAACCGUUCGGCAAGACAAUCCACGGCCUCGAAUUCUGAUUCCGAUUCAGAUGACGACAACAACAAUAGCAACGGUGGUCAAACCCGUCCACCACACGAACGUCCUGCAUCGCGGAAUCUGCCCUCUUUUGCCCGUGGUUUGAGCUCCCAGCAGCAAAACAGACGUCAGGACAUCGAAGAUGACGCCAUAGACACCAUUCAGACUAACAGUGGCAAUAACUCAGACCAUUACGACGAGGAAAGCGAGGAACAAGAAUUUGAAGCAAAUAAGGACAUCCACUCGAAUGACAGAAACCCAUCAGAAACUCACUCUUACCAUGAGCAGAAUUCUUACAACCCACAACAGCUGCAUUACAUGUCCUCAGAUGACGAGAAAAUAGACCCCAAGGACUCAGAUAAAAGUUCCCCCACGCAGGUCGCCACCACAGAAUCGCAAAACCCGUUCAACAACCCUGUUUUGCACGGUGAAGGGGACAAAGGCAACAACGACGACGACAAAGGUUCCUCCGACGAAGACAAGGUCGACAACUUCAAACGGUUUUUCAGGAGAAGAUCUUCUUCUCGUAGGUCCUCUACACGCCGCUCCUCCCAUGAUUCGAGACCCAGCGGCAUGCGUUCUCUAAAGGAAGAAAAUGAGGACGAUGAUCAGGGCGGUUUUCUAAACAAGUUUUUGCAGUAUACAGGCGGUGGUAUGACACCAGGGCUUGUAAGGUCUGGCACACAAAGAUCUAGUCACGAUAAUGAGCAUGUGGCAGGUCAGGAAAAUUUGGAAGAACCGGUAGAUGGUGUAGACGUGAGUGAAGCGGCUCAACAAAUUCUUCAACAACACGGCGCCGCUGCAUUACAGGAUCCAAACGCUCCAAAACUUGGUGCUCAAGGAAAUGGGAGUGCUAACCUCGAAGUUCCAAUGAACAACCCAUCGGACGGCGAAACCAUGGUAACCUCAGGGAAAGAUUCCUUUUUCGCCAACCGAGUGGGCCAUUAUGACGAUUUUGAUGACGACCCCGACGGAUUCAAUCCCCUGAUGGAAGACAACUCCUACAUAGCUCCACCAGACCGGGUUCGCGGGGGUGUGUUGGGAUCUUUACUUAAAUUGUAUCAGAACGAAGACGAGUUCGCGUCUCGCUCUCAAGUCUCGCUUGACACCACUCCUGAGUCGGUCGACUUUUACGACAACGAUUCUCUCCCGCUCACAGGAAUGACAGAGGUUGACCCCGGACAACCCAACAAGAAAGGAAAGAAAAUCUCUUUCAAUACGCCCUCCUUUUCCGGCAUCAAAGGCAAGGCUUCCAACCUGUUAAGUUCAGAAAACCUUCCCAACAAUGGUAAACUGCCAAAUUUCAAAGCAACUAGGCCCAAGGCAAAGAACUUCAAACAGGUUGCUAAACAGGCCAACAAAUUGCGUCGUAAGCAAAAUGCUGAAGCUAAGAUUACUGUACACAUCGCUGCUUUACUCCAAAGACAAAGAUUCAUCUUGCGGUUGUGCAAAGCGUUAAUGCUUUACGGUGCUCCAACUCAUCGAUUGGAAGAAUAUAUGGUCAUGACUUCUCGAGUGUUGGAAAUCGACGGCCAGUUUUUGUAUGUCCCAGGGUGUAUGGUGGUUUCGUUUGGUGACGCCACUACCAGAACAUCCGAAGUCCAGCUUGUCAGAUGCGCUCAGGGUUUGAACUUGUGGAAGCUACAUCAAGUCCAUGCCAUCUACAAACAAGUUGUCCAUGAUUUAAUGAGCGCUGAAGAAGCCAACAUGGCCAUCGACCGGAUUCUGAAGGAGAAAAACUUGUACCCACCCUGGGCUUGCGUCUUCUUGUAUGGAUUUUGCUCAUCUAUGGUUACGCCCUUCGCAUUCGGUGGGGACUGGAUUAAUAUGGCCACGUCUUUCGUCAUCGGUUGCUGUGUCGGGUGCUUGCAGUUUAUCGUCUCCCAACGCUCGAGCUUAUACUCAAACGUGUUCGAAGUCACGGCCUCGAUUGUCGUCAGUUUCUGUGGAAGAGCACUGGGAUCUAUUCCAAAAACGAAACACAUAAACAUUUGUUUCGGGUCUACCGUCCAGGGGUCCCUAGCGUUAAUUUUACCUGGUUUCAUCAUUUUGAGUGGUUCGCUGGAAUUACAAAGUAGAAACUUGGUCGCUGGAUCCGUGAGAAUGUUUUACGCCAUCAUCUACUCCCUGUUUUUGGGUUUCGGUAUCACACUGGGUGCAGCUUUGUUCGGAUGGCUCUACCACGACGCUACGAAUGACACAGUUUGUCAAAAUCCACACGUGCCAACGGAAUUCAAAAUCCUGUUUGUACCUGCAUUUUCGAUUGGUCUGGCCCUAAUCAACCAGGCCAGAUGGUCCCAGCUACCAGUCAUGACAUUCAUAUCGUGCGCCGGUUACGCCGUUACCUGGGGUUGUGGAUUACAUUUCAAGAACUCAACCGAGUUCAAUUCUUCGAUUAGUGCUUUCGUCAUCGGUGUUUUAGGUAACCUGUACUCGAGAAUCUGGAAAGGACUGGCUGUCUCUGCCAUGCUGCCAGGUAUUUUCGUUCAAGUGCCCUCCGGCGUAGCGUCUCAGAGUUCGUUGCUCGCUGGUGUUCAGAGUGCAAAUGCCAUCACUAACAGCACUAAUAGCGCAGAAAAUGCUGCUGCCGUAAACGACAUCUCCGGGUCCAUGUCGUUUGGUGUAACCAUGAUUCAGGUUUCCAUUGGUAUUUCUGUGGGAUUAUUUGCCUCCACACUUUUCGUAUACCCAUUUGGCAAAAAGUCCACUUCUCUUUUCACCCUUUGA